AUGACCAGCCCUGACGAGACGAGGAGCAAAUCCUAUUACGACCUGCACGUCCUCCUGGCGACUGUGCGGAAGGUACAUAAUUUGUUUGAUUUCAACACCCGCGUCGGCACAGAUCAUGCCACCUGGAGAGGAGUGCUCGGUCCUCAUGGUCUCGGGAGCUUCGUUGACAAUGGCCUGACCCUCCUGCGCACCUGCGCAGAGCGCCGCCUCAUCCUGACCAACACUUUCAACCUACCGACGCCAGAGAAGCGAUCUAGAUGCAUCGUCGGUCGCGACGUGGACAUCUGCUGGCCUCCUUCUCAAUCGCCUCAACAGCAAUCGACAACAGAGCCGAUGUGGCCUCCGCCGUCAUCGCGGCACCAUCGGCACGAUCUUCACCGACCGCCAAUUGCAAGCGAAGUGUCAGGAGAUGCUCGCCCACCUCUACUCUACCUUCGUGAAUCUGACGAAGCCUUCGACAGUUUGGAUCGCGAAGGACGGCGGCAAAUCAUGCAGAAAUUCGGCUGUCCCGAACGAUUCACUCAGAUUGUUCGCCAGUUCCACGAUGGCAUGAUGGCGCGAGUCACGGACAAUGGAGCUGUCUCAGAUGCCUUCGCGGUGACCAACGGAGUGGAGCAGGACUGCGUCCACGCGCCUACCCUCUUCAGUCUCAUGUUCUCUGCCAUGCUGAUGGACGCUUAUCAUGACAAACCACGGGCGAUCCGCAUCGCCUACAGGACGGACGGUCACCUCCUCAGUCAGCGAAGGAUGCGCUUCCGUUCGCGUGUAUCCAUAACUUCCGUUCAUGGACUUCUCUUCAUCGACGACUACGCCCUUAACACAACGUCGCAAGAAGACAUGCAAAUGAUCACGAAGCUCUUUUCCGCCGACUGCGACAACUUUGACACGGUCAUCAUCACGGAGAAGACGGUGGUUAUAUACCACCUGCCACCCAAAACUGCUUAA
Messenger RNA from Spirometra erinaceieuropaei, 945 nucleotides. NCBI's taxonomy places the organism in Eukaryota, Metazoa, Platyhelminthes, Cestoda, Diphyllobothriidea, Diphyllobothriidae. The record is from the annotation of a GenBank genome assembly.